Messenger RNA from Labeo rohita (rohu), 1226 nucleotides. RefSeq lists its product as uncharacterized. Bases 149 to 976 code for a protein of 275 amino acids. NCBI's taxonomy places the organism in Eukaryota, Metazoa, Chordata, Actinopteri, Cypriniformes, Cyprinidae. Gene Ontology annotation, cellular component: membrane. The record is from RefSeq and is a predicted model, not a curated record. The transcript has 8 exons.
UAGACAGACAGGUAUGUGAAUACCCUGAAAAGGCAAGCUCUUACAUGUCGUUAUGGUGAAACCAGGGGGGAACAACCUCAAACACUAAUGUCACGUUACUUCAGAAGAAAUGAAAGUUGCUUUUGCUUUUUAAUGACACGGAGACAACAUGGAAACCAGGAGAAAGAAAUCAUUCAGAGCUGUAAAAUACACGCUUUUUGUGUUUUGCUACAUCUUCUGGGUGUUCAGUGCUGUUCUAAUUGCUGUUGGAGUCUAUGCCAAAGUUGCCAAAGAGUCAGAUGCAGUGGACACGCUGAUGGCAGAGCCAGCGCUGCUGUUGAUCAUUGUGGGAUCUCUCAUGUUCACCAUCACAUUUCUUGGCUGUUUCGGAGCUCUGCGCAACAUCACCUUGCUGCUCAACGUGUUUGUAGGAAUUUUGUUGGCCAUUCUGCUUCUGCAAAUAACGGCCGCUGUGCUGGGCCUUCUGUUCUCUGAAAAGGUUCAAGAGAGGACAGAGCAGCUGAUGAUGAAGGCGAUUGUACGCUAUCGUGAUGAUCAGGACUUGGAAAAUGUUAUCGAUUUUGUGCAGAAAAAGUUCAAGUGCUGCGGGGUGGAUUCCUACGUAGACUGGUCUGAAAACAUGUACUUCAAUGCAUCUACCCAGAACCCUAGUCUGGAGGCCUACGGAGUGCCCUUCUCCUGCUGUGUACGCCUAAAGAAUGAGACUGUGUUCAACUCUAUGUGUGGCUAUGGGACACAGAAGAUGGAGAACAGUGUGGUGAGCCGACUCAUCUACACCAAUGGAUGUCUAGAUGAGAUGGUCUGGUGGGGAAAACAGAACCUUCUACUGGUGGGAGGGAUGACCCUUGCCCUUCUUUGCAUUGAGAUAUGCAUGAUGUCACUGGCUUCAGUACAGCUCUCGCAAAUCCGAAGCGUUCAACAGAAGCACAGGAAAAGUAGCAUUACCCAAAACCUUUGCUGCAACAGAAAGUCUUGACUGGUUUUAUACGCUCACCUUACAUCAUGUGCAGGCAUUGGAAUUUAAUGAUCCAUUGCACUUGAAAUUUCAAGUUAUAACAUGUUAGAUUAGAUGCAAAGAAUGUGACUAUUAUUGUUUAUUAUACUGUGAGUUACUAAGCCAAAAGCUGUGAUUAAAUUCAGCACUAACAUAAAAAAAACUAUAUUUUUCCAGUGCCUGUCUUUGUUCAUUUUAUCUGUAAUAUUAAUAAAAUAUAUUUUACAACUUU